Messenger RNA from Labeo rohita (rohu), 255 nucleotides. RefSeq names its product phosphatidylinositol N-acetylglucosaminyltransferase subunit Y. Bases 1 to 216 code for a protein of 71 amino acids. The record is from RefSeq and is a predicted model, not a curated record. The transcript has a single exon. Lineage: Eukaryota; Metazoa; Chordata; Actinopteri; Cypriniformes; Cyprinidae.
AUGUUUUUCUCCCUGUCAACAGUGACUGUUCUUGUCCCCCUGAUAUCAUUGUCUGGACUGUUUUACUCAGCAACCGUGGAUGAAAAUUUCCCUCAAGGCUGCACUAGUGCAAGCAGCGUGUGUUUUUAUAGCCUGCUGUUGCCAGUAACAAUUCCAGUGUAUGUUUUCUUUCACCUUUGGAAGUGGAUGGGAAUCAAGCUGUUCAGACACAAUUAAGACUGUAGUUUUAUUGUCUUCCACAUAACAAGAGACUAA